Salvelinus sp. IW2-2015 is the source of this 15357-nucleotide messenger RNA. RefSeq names its product MYC binding protein 2. NCBI's taxonomy places the organism in Eukaryota, Metazoa, Chordata, Actinopteri, Salmoniformes, Salmonidae. Gene Ontology annotation, biological process: axon guidance; regulation of synaptic assembly at neuromuscular junction. Gene Ontology annotation, cellular component: plasma membrane; nucleus. Gene Ontology annotation, molecular function: ubiquitin protein ligase activity. The record is from RefSeq and is a predicted model, not a curated record.
GAUGAAGAAGCUAAGAUGGCAGCACAUUUGAAAGUGCUGCCUAUUCGGAGUAAAGAAACACUACACAAUGAAGACACACUUUUAAAAAAGAUUAUUGCUUUAAUUCCAAAGACAAAAUGGCUUGAGAUUCGGAAUUCAGGGAAACAAGUGCCGAUUCCACGGUCUGGAAUUGGAAGCCUAUUUCGCAGUUGCACCGCGUUGACUCCGUUUGUGCCGUUUUAGGAGAUACACUGGAUGUGGCUGCAUUUCAGGAUGGACAAAUGACGAGGUGUAGGAUUUUCGAUUGACAGUUGUGAUAUAACGGCAAGCUAUCUAGGUAGCUGUUAUAUUUUUUGAUGCAAUAUAUGCAUUGUUCUCCAAAACGAUUAUGUGUGCUGCUGCGGCAGUCGGUGAUGGAGGGAUUGUGCCAUCCCCAUUACCUUCGAUGCGGCUCGGCAUCAGCGUAAUUUCUGGAGUUGGGGACGAUUUCUCCUCUUUUGGGUCGGGAAUGGGUUCGUGUCAAACACCAGGAACCCAGUCGGAUUGCCGAAGUCGAUACCAACUUCUACUCUCUGGGCGAGCUUUAGCGGAAAGAUACAGGAUGAUUUAUUCCACGGCUAUCAAUGACAAGGAGCAAGGGAUAAACCAAGGAAGGGGAAAGAAAGCUUCAAGCAAGAAGAAGCUGAAACGGCGGCAAAAGUUGAAGUCUAAAGUCAAAACAGGAACAAAGACGGAGAACCUUGAUGGGGUCUUCUGCAUGCCAGAAAUCAAGCUGCAUAGCAACCCAUCGGCGUUCAACGUGUACUGCAACGUGCGCCACUGCGUGCUGGAAUGGCAGCAGCGGGAGGCGUCCCUGGCUCUGGCCUCUAGGAGCUCUGUGCAGAGCGGGGACUCGGACAGCGAGGAGGAGGAGUUCCGUGAGCCCGCCAUCAAGCUUCCCAAGAUCAUUGGCAUUGGUCUGUGUGGGGUGUUUGAGCUGAUCAAGGAGACACUGUUCUCCCACCCCUCACUGUGCCUGCGCAGCCUACAGGCCCUGCUGGACAUGCUGCAGGGACAACAGCCAGAGGGCUUCCAGGCCGAACCUCCUGAUGUACUGGAGUCUCUGUUCCACCUGCUGCUGGAGACAACGGUGCGCAGCACAGGGAUGAAUGACCCCAUGGGGCGCCUCACCCGCCUCUCCUGCGCCUGCCUCUUCAGCCUGGUGGUGUCCUGAGACACAGGCAAGACCCUGCAGGCCGUCUCCGCCAUCCUCACUUACAACGGCAGUCACACCUGCCAAACUAUCCAGGUGCCAACCAUUCUGAACGCGCUACAGAGGAGCGUGCAGGCCGUGCUGGUGGGCAAGAUCCAGAUCCAAGAUUGGUUCGGCAACGGCAUCAAGCGGGCGGCACUGAUGAACAAGUGGGUAGUGAAGGAGGUGACCGUCAAUGAGGAUGAGCGCUGCCUGCUGCAGACCGACGGCUCUUUCCUCUACCUGCUCUGCAAGGACGGCCUCUACAAAGUGGGCUCCGGCUACAAUGGCACCGUCAGGGGCCAUGUGUAUAAUUCCACAUCAUGCUUCAGGAAUCGGAUGGAGAAGAGAUCAUGGUUGGGCUUCGCUCAGGGCUGCCUGUUGUACCGGGAUAUGAGUAACAACCACAGUAUGUCGGCCAUCAAGAUCGACCCAGAGACUCUGGAGCAUGAGGGAACCAUCACUAUGCCAGGUCUACAGGCAGACGGCCAGAGCGUAGUUUUCACUGACGGAGAGUACAUCAACCAAAUCGCUGCCUGCAAAGACGAUGGGUUUGUGGUGCGGAUCUACGCGACCAGUACAGACCCAGCACUGCAGCAGGAGCUUCAGCUGAAACUGGCCAGGAAGUGUCUCCAUGCCUGCGGCAUCUCUCUGUUUGACUUGGAGAAAGACCUUCACAUCAUCAGUACAGGGUUUGACGAGGAGGCAGCAUUGCUGGGAGCAGGCAGGGARUUUGCUUUGAUGAAAACGGCCUCAGGAAAGAUCUACUACACAGGGAAGUAUCAGAGCCUUGGCAUCAAGCAAGGUGGUCCGUCGGCAGGUAAAUGGGUGGAGCUGCCUGUCACCAAGUCCCCUAAGAUCAUCCAGUUCUCGGUGGGCCACGACGGCUCACACGCCCUGCUUGUGGCCGAGGAUGGCAGCGUGUUCUUCACCGGCUCUGCCAGCAAGGGAGAGGAUGGAGAGUCCACCAAGAGCCGGCGCCAACCGAAGCCCUACAAGCCCAAGAAGAUGAUGAAGCUGGAGACCAAGACGGCGGUGAACACGGCCUGCAACAACGGCAGCAGCGGCAUCGUCACCAAAGACGGAGAGCUCUACAUGUUCGGCAAGGACGCCAUCUACAGCGACAGCACCUGCCAGGUUUCAGACCUGAAGGGUCACAUUGUAACCCAGGUAGCCAUGGGGAAGGCCCACACCUGUGUCCUGACCAAGAUCGGAGAGGUCUGGACGUUUGGGGUAAACAACAAGGGCCAGUGUGGCCGAGAAACCGGGGCCAUGAACCAGGCAGGGAAAGCAUUUGGCAUUGAGAGCAUGGCGACCGCCAUGGAAGAGGACCUGGAGGAUGAGCUGGAGGAGAAGGAGGAGAAGAGCAUGAUGUGCCAGCCGGGCAUGCACAAGUGGAAGCUGGACCAGUGCAUGGUGUGCACCGUGUGUGGAGACUGCACCGGCUACGGAGCCAGCUGUGUCAGCAGCGGACGGCCCGACAGAGUACCCGGAGGUAUCUGUGGCUGUGGUUCGGGGGAGUCUGGCUGCUCAGCGUGUGGCUGCUGUAAGGCCUGCGCCAGGGAGCUGGAUGGACAGGAGGCUAGACAGAGGGGCAUCUUUGACGCUGUCAAGGAGAUGAUACCACUAGACCUACUACUAGGAGUCAACAUCCAGGAGCACAUCCAGAUCCGGCAGGAGGAGAAACGCCAGCGGAUCAACCGCCGACACCGGCUGGAGGAGGGACAAGAAGGGAGCAGCGAKCGAGGGGAGAAGGACGUCAGUAAGAUCACCACUUACCCUCCGGGGGCGGUGCUUUUCGACUGCGAGAUGACAGCUGUGCAGGUCAGCUGCGGCCUCCACCAUUCAGUGGUGCUGUUGGAGAAUGGGGAUGUCUAUACAUUUGGCUACGGUCAGCAUGGCCAGCUUGGACACGGAGAUGUCAACUCAAGGGGAUCUCCCACACUGGUGCAGGCUCUCCCAGGUCCGUGUGUCCAGGUGACAGCUGGUAGUAACCACACGGCAGUGCUCCUCAUGGACGGACAGGUCUUCACCUUCGGCAGCUUCUCGAAAGGGCAGCUGGGUCGGCCAAUCGUGGACAUGCCCUACUGGAACGCCAAGCCCUCCCCCAUGCACAACAUUGGUGCCAAGUACGGCCGCAAGGCCACUUGGAUUGGGGCCAGCGGCGACCAGACCUUCCUGAGAAUAGACGAGGCCCUGAUCAACUCGCACGUCCUGGCUACCUCGGAGAUCUUCGCUAGCAAAGACAUCAUCGGCUUAGUCCCCACCUCUGUAUCGGAGCCUCCUCCCUUUAAAUGCCUGCUCAUCAACAAGCUAGAUGGCAGCUGCCGCACCUUCAACGACUCCGAGCAGGAGGACCUGCGGGGCUUCGGCCUCUGUCUCGACCCCGUCUACAACGUCAUCUGGAGGUUUCAGCCGGCGUCAAAGGAGAUGUGGUGCUACAAUGCCGUUAUAGCAGAUGGCCGUGUGCCAUCGGCCACGAACCUGGAGGCCCGCUGCAGCAUCCUCAGCCCAGAGCUGGCACUGCCCGAUGGAGACCAUGCCAGCACCACCCGCUCCCACGUAGCCCUGCACAUACUAGGUUGCCUGGAUACGCUGGCGGCCAUGCCAGAGCUGAAGAUGGGCGUGGCCAGCACAGAGGAGGAGACUCAGGCCGUUAUGAAGGUCUACUCCAAGGAGGACUACAGCGUGGUCAACCGCUUCGAGAGUCACGGGGGUGGCUGGGGUUACUCGGCCCACUCGGUGGAGGCCAUCCGCUUCUGUUCUGAUGCGGACAUCCUGCUGGGGGGACUGGGCCUGUUCGGGGGCCGUGGGGAGUACACCGCUAAGCUCAAGUUGUUAGAGCUGGGGCCUGAUGGUGGAGACCAUGAGACGGAUGGGGACCUCCUGGCUGAGACCGACGUCCUGGCCUACGACUGCGCUGCCAGGGAGAAGUACGCCAUGAUGUUUGACGAACCGGUGCAGCUGCAGCUUGGCUGGUGGUACGUGGCCUGGGCCCAGGUGUCUGGGCCCAGCUCAGACUGUGGCUCCCACGGACAGGCCACCAUCACCACAGAUGACAGUGUGGUCUUUCAGUUCAAGAGCUCCAAGAAGUCAAACAACGGUACCGAUGUGAACGCAGGUCAAAUAGCUCACCUCUUGUACAGGCUUCCGUCGAACGAUGGCAACGCAGCCAAAGGGAAACAGCAGACCAGUGAGCCGGUUCACAUCCUCAAACGCUCCUUCGCCAGGACCGUCUCAGUGGAGUGUUUUGAGUCCCUGCUGAGGAUCCUCCACUGGAGCUGGACCACCCUGGUGCUGGGGGUGGAGGAACUGAGGGGCCUGAAAGGCUUCCAGUACACGGCCACCCUGCUGGACCUGGAGCGCCUGCGCUUCGUAGGGACCUGCUGCCUGCGCUUGCUCCGCGUCUACAUCUGUGAGAUCUUCCCCAUAUCUGCCAGUGCCAAGGCGGUGGUGGAAGAGUCCAGCAAGCUGGUGGAGUGCGUCGGCAACACCCGUAGCCUGCUCAAGAAGAUCCUCUCGGAAGGCAUGGACAACUGCCUGACCAAGCUGGACAACGACCCUCAGGGCUACCUGUCCCAGCCCCUCACCCUGCUGGAGGCCGUGCUGCAGGAGUGCCACAACACCUUUACCUCCUGCUUCCACUCCUUCUACCCCAAGCCCGCUCUGCAGUGGGCCUGCCUCUGCGACUUGCUCAACUGCCUCGACCAGGACAUCGCCGAGGCCAACUUCCGCACAUCGAGCAGCCGACUGUUGGCGGCGGUGAUGUCUGCGCUGUGCAACACAACAGUCAAGCUGACGUCCAUCUUGCCCAUUGCGUACGACGGCGAGGUGCUGCUGCGCUCGCUGGUCAAACAGGUCAGCACGGAGAACGACUCGGCGCUCGCCCACCGCUUCCCCCUGCUGGUGGCGCACAUGGAGAAACUCAGCCACAGGGAGGAGAACCUGAUGGGGAUGGCAAGUUUCCGGGAGGUUCUUGAGAAGAUGCUGGUGAUCGUGGUGCUACCGGUGAGGAAAAGCCUGAGGAAGGAGGUGGAGGUCUUCUCCCCCCACCUGGUCUCCAACACCUGUGGCCUGCUGGCCAGCAUAGUCUCUGAGCUCACCGCCUCUGCCCUGGGCUCCGAGGUGGACGGUCUGAACUCGCUUCACUCUGUGAAGUCCACUCCCAACCGCUUCACCAAGACGAGCCAGGGCCGCAGCUGGAACACAGGCAAUGGCUCUCCAGAUGCCAUCUGUCUGACAGUAGACAAGCCUGGCGUGGUGCUGGUGGGUUUUUGUGUCUACGGCGGCGGAGGCAGCCAUGAGUACGAGUUGGAGGUGCUCGCUGAUGAUGCCCAGACGGAGCACCCUGGGGAUUCGGUCCACACCCACAGGUGGACGUCUCUGGAGCUGGUCAAGGGAACYUACAGCACCGAUGACUCUCCCAGCGACAUUGCCGAGAUACGCCUCGACAAGGCCGUGCCACUAAAGGAGGGUGUGAAAUAUGCUGUCCGCCUGCGUAACUAUGGCAGCCGAACGGCCAAUGGGGAUGGAGGGAUGACCACGGUUCAGUGUUCCGAUGGCGUGGCCUUUACCUUCAGAACCUGUAGCCUGAGCAGCAACGGGACCAACCAGACUAGAGGACAGAUACCGCAGGUGCUGUACUACAGGAGUGAGUACGACGGAGAUCUGCAGUCCCAGCUGCUGAGCAAAGCCAAUGAGGAGGACAAGAACUGCAGCAGGGCUCUCGCAGUGGUCAGUGCAGUGGUCAGAGCUGCCAAGGAUCUCCUUCACAGGGCGUUCACUGUCGAUGCAGAGGACAUGCCUGAGCUGCUGAGCUCGUCCAGCCUUUUCUCCACGCUGCUCCCCCUCAUCCUGGCCUACAUCGGCCCUGUGGCUGCCUCGGUACCCAAGGCCGCAGUGGAAGUCUUUGGUCUGGUCCAGGAGUUACUUCCUGCUGUCUCCGCUUUGAACCAGAAGUAUGCCCCACUGGCUUUCAACCCCAACCAAUCAACAGACAGCACCACGGGCAACCAGCUGGAGCAGGGCCUAUCAGCUUGCACCACCUCCAGUCACUAUGCUGUGAUAGAGAGCGACCACCCUUACAAGCAGGCCGGAGUCACACAGUAUAUGCUGUCAUUCCCGGACUGCGUGCGGUGGACCACCAUCGAGUUUGACCCCCAGUGUGGCACAGCCCAGCCAGAGGAUGUCCUCCGCCUGCUCAUCCCAGGCCAUUCGCUCCACCUGUCCAGCCUGAGCACCAAGCCCCUGGCCCACGACACCAUCAACACCUGGGUGGAGCUCAAGAAGAUCUCUGGCUCCAAUGGCUGGCCCACCACUGUCCUAGUGCUGCCAGGAAACGAGGCCCUGUUCUCCUUAGAAACUGCCUCUGACUACGUAAAAGACGAGAAGGCCUGUUUCUACGGCUUCAAGUGUGUUGCCGUGGGUUACGAAUUCAACCCCGGACCAGAUGAGGUUAUUAUCCAGCUGGAGAAGGAGUUGGCAUACUUGGGCAGUGUGUGUGCUGCUGCUCUCAUGAAGAAGGAUCUGGCUCUUCCUAUAGGGAAUGAACUUGAAGAGGACCUUGAGAUUCUUGAAGAGACCUCUCUCCAGGUGUGUAAGGCCCACUCAGGUAUCCUGGGCAAGGGGCUGGCCCUGUCCCACUCCCCCACCAUCCUGGAGGCUCUGGAGGGCAACCUGCCCCUGCACCUGCAGACCAACGAGCAUUCUUUCCUUGAGGACUUAAUCACCUGCGAGCAGAACUCCAGCGGAGGACGCCUGGCCAGGUGGCUGCAACCGGACUCAUACGCGGACCCCCAGAAGACGUCUCUGAUCCUGAACAAGGACGACAUCUGCUGCGGCUGGCCCACUACAGUGGCCGUCCAGACCAAAGACCAGUACGGAGACGUGGUGCAUGUGCCCAACAUGAAGGUGGAGGUGAAGGCGGUGCCCGUCUCCCAGAAGAAAUCCAUGCAGCAGGAGUGCAURAGGAAGCUGCAGCGUCUCCCAGGCAGUGCCAACCCCUCCUCCUCGGGCACUGCUGACCUGACCUUCGGGGGCCUGCCCAUGCCCAAGCUGGACGCCACUUACGAGCCCAUGAUCGUCAAGGAGGCGCGCUACAUCGCCAUCACAAUGAUGAAGGCCUAUGAGAAUUACUCGUUCGAGGAGCUUCGCUUUGCUUCGCCCACUCCAAAGAGGCCCAGUGAGAACAUGUUGAUCUGGGCCAACACAGACGGGACCUACAGCGCCAACUGGACCCCCGGGGCUGUGGGCCUCUAUACCAUCCACGUCACCAUCGACAGCAUCGAGAUCGAUGCUGGUCUGGAGGUGGAGGUGAAAGACCCUCCUAAAGGCAUGAUCCCACCUGGCACACAGAUGGUUAAACCCAAGGCCGAGCCCCAACCUAGCAAGGUCUGCAAAUUUGUGUCCAUGGACAGUGCAGGCCUCCGCGUGCGUAGUCACCCCUCCCUGCAGAGCGAACAGAUAGGCAUAGUGCAAGUCAAUGGCACCAUCACUUUCGUUGAUGAGAUCCACAAUGACGAUGGUGUUUGGCUCAGGCUGAAUGAUGAGACAGUAAAGAAGUAUGUGCCCAACAUGAAUAGGUACACUGAAGCCUGGUGCCUCUCUUUUAACCAGCACGUGGGCAGGAGCCUGCUGGUCCCAGCCGACGUGAUAAACACAGAGGGGACGUGGGUCCAGCUGGACAAGAAUAGCGUGGUGGAGUUCUGUGAGAGCAACAAAGGAGAGGCCUGGGCUCUGGCCCGAGACCAUGGGGGAAACCAGUACCUACGCCAAGGGGAAGAACAAAGCCUGCUAGAGCAUGGGGCCCAGACCCCCCCAAAUAGCCCCUUUUCUGUCCAGGCCUUCAACAGUGCUGCUGGAGCCAUUGGGGCCUUCGAGACACAGGGCUUCAACUAUAGCAUCUCAAACAACAAAGGCUCACGAGACAACCAAGCAGCCUGGUCAAUUCCUGCCACUUCUAGACACCGACAGAAAAGCCACUCCCCAAAACAGGAGGGUGGACGCUCCUCGGACCAUUCCAAAAGCAAAGACCUGUCGGCCAGCGAGGCUCUGAUCCUGAGGUCGGACACGGCCAAGUUGCGGUCAGACUCUCAUAGCCGCUCUCACUCGCCCAACCAUAACACCCUGCAGGCGCGGAAGGCCGAAGGGCGUGAUCGUAACUCCUCCGGGCUGCGCGCCGAGUCGCCCAACCCUGGCUCCCGCUCCUCCUCGCUCAAGCAGAAGGGCCUGUCCUCUUCCUCGGGGAAGUAUAGCCCCUCUAGCACCACCUUGACGUGGUCCUCCUCCCCCCAGCAUGACCAGAACCUUGCUCAGGACAAGAACCAACUAGUUGACAAGAACAUGCCACCAGACAAGAACCAACACCAUGACCAGAACCUCCCUCCCAAAGUCAGCCCCUCCAAGGCUCGGCUGGACCCGCCCAGAGAGAGGUCCAAGUCGGACUCGUACACACUGGACCCGGACACCCUACGGAAAAAGGUCCCUCUCACCUCGGAGCCACUGAGGGGAAGGUCCACCUCGCCUAAACCCAAACUAUCUCCCAAGGACAGGUGCAGCAAAGGAGGUGACAUGAACUUGGAGAACCGCAGCCCAUCGCCCCAUGUGACCCAGGAGGACCUCCACAGGGAGGUGGUGAUGUGUACGUCUAUUGCUCUUCUUUCCGAUGAUGAAGGAAAUGAUGAGAACGUUGACUUGAGCAACACAGAGGGCUCUUCCAAGGUGCACUUAAGCAUCGGCAAGGUGCCCAUCAAGGAUGAGCUGGAGAGCAGCCGCUUGUCACCAAAAGUCAGCCGCAAGACCUCCAGCCGCCACGUGCACCCCAAGAAGGACAAGUCUGGCCCGCUCUUCAAGGGCGAGAGCUCAUCAAGGCUCACCGAGACAACCAAGCAGGCUAUGUCGCCCUCGGUGGCAGAGUGCGCCCGGUCGGUCUUCGCCGCGUUCCUCUGGCACGAGGGCAUUGUCCACGACGCCAUGGCCUGCUCCUCGUUCCUCAAGUUCAACCCGGAGCUGACCAAGGAGCACGCGCCCUUGCGCAGCUCGCUGGGUGGCCAGGGCGGCCAAGAGGAGAAGGAGAGCAAGCUGAUGAACCGCCACUCRCUGGAGAUAUCCUCGGCCCUCAAUAUGUUCAACAUUUCCCCACACGGGCCCGACAUCUCCAAGAUGGGCAGCAUCAACAAGAACAAGGUCCUGUCCAUGCUCAAAGAGCCACCACUGGCCGAGAAGUGUGAGGACGGCAAGGGGGAGCCCGUCUCCCACGAGAUGACCUCUCAUCCCUUCAUGAGGGCCAAGUCCAACCUGCCGCUCACACUCCAGCACCUUGUUGCAUUCUGGGAGGACAUCUCCAUGGCRACCAUCAAUGCAGCCACCCAGAACAUGAUUUUCCCCAGCCCGGGCUCCAGCGCCAUCCUGAAGAAAAAGGAGAACGAGAAGGACAGUAAGAAGUCCAAGAAGGAGAAGAAGAAAAGAGAGAAGGCGGAGGUGCGCCCCAGGGGGAACCUGUUUGGUGAGAUGGCCCAGCUGGCCAUCGGGGGACCGGAGAAGGACACCAUCUGUGAGCUUUGUGGGGAGUCGCACCCUUACCCUGUCACCUACCACAUGAGGCAGGCCCACCCAGGUUGUGGUCGCUACGCGGGAGGCCAGGGCUACAACAGUAUCGGCCACUUCUGUGGGGGCUGGGCAGGAAACUGUGGAGACGGAGGUGUCGGUGGAAGUACCUGGUACCUGGUGUGUGACCGCUGCAGGGAGAAGUACCUGAGAGACAAGCAGACUGCGGCCAGGGAAAAGGUGAAGCAGUCGAGGAAGAAGCCCCUGCAGUUGAAGAUGCCGCGGGCGCUGCCCACCAUGGAGGCCCACCAGGUGAUCCGUGCCAACGCCCUUUUCCUGCUUUCCCUACGCAGCGCCGCCAAGCCCAGCCUGCUGUGCCACCACCCGCCUCGCCCGCUUCACUCCAUGCUGCCCAGCCUCAAGGAGGGCGUCUCUGACGAGAUGCCCAACAAGAUGGGCUGCCUCUACCUGCAGAUGCUGGCCAGGCAACACACAGAGAACUUUGGUGGGUACCAGGAUGAGAACCUGUUCCAGGAUGAGAUGAGGUACCUACAUUCCACGUCUGUCCCUGCACCCUACAUCUCAGUCACCCCCGACGCCUGCCCCAACGUGUUCGUGGAGCCCGAGAGCAACAUGAAGUCUAUGCCACCCAGUCUGGAGACCAGCCCAAUCACAGAUAGUGACUUGUCCAAGAGGACGGUGUUCCAGAGGUCUUACUCUGUAGUGGCCUCCGAGUAUGACAAGAAGCACUUGGCCUCUCCGGCCAGGGUCAAAGCCGUGCCCAGACGCGGAGUCCACAGUGGGGAUGCAGAAGUGGGUUCUUCUCUGUUGCGCCGCCCCUCCCCGGAACUGUCCCGUCUCAUCUCGGCCCACGGAUCCCUCAGUAAGGGCGAGAGGAACUUCCAGUGGCCUGUCCUGGCCUUCGUCAUCCAGCACCAUGACCUGGAGGGACUGGAGGUGGCCAUGAAGCACGCCCUGCGCAAGUCCGCCUGCAGGGUCUUCGCCAUGGAGGCGUUCAACUGGCUGCUGUGUAACGUGAUCCAGACCACCUCGCUGCACGACAUCCUGUGGCACUUUGUCGCCUCCCUCACCCCGUCACCCUUUGAACCCGAGGAAGAGGAGGAGGAAGAAAACAAAGUCCCCGGGAACAAGAAAAUUGUGAUGGAGCAGGAGAGAGACCUGGCUGUGUGUGAGCACCCGCUGUCUGACAUUGUGAUUGCCGGGGAGGCCGCCCACCCCCUGCCCCACACCUUCCACCUCCUCCUCCAGACCAUCUCCGACCUCAUGAUGUCACUUCCUAGUGGCAGCUCCCUGCAGCAGAUGGCCCUCAGGUGUUGGAGUUUGAAGUUCAAGCAGUCUGACCACCAGUUCCUGCACCAGAGCAAUGUGUUCCACCACAUCAACAACAUCUUGUCCAAGUCGGACGACGGCGACAGCGAGGAGAGCUUCAACAUCAGUGUGCAGUCUGGCUACGAGGCCAUGAGCCAAGAGCUGUGCCUGGUGACCUGUCUGAAGGACCUGACCAGUGUGGUGGACAUCAAGACGUCCAGYCGUCCGGCCAUGAUCGGCAGCCUGACGGAUGGCUCAACUGAGACCUUUUGGGAGUCGGGCGAUGAGGACAAGAACAAGACCAAGUGCAUUACCAUCAGCUGCGUCAAAGGCAUCAACGCCUCUUACAUCACUGUGCACGUGGACAACUCCCGUGACAUUGGGAACAAAGUCACCUCCAUGACGUUCCUGUGUGGCAAAGCCGGGGAGGACCUCUGCAGAAUCAAACAGAUCGACCUCGAUUCGCGUCACAUGGGCUGGGUGACCAGCGAGUUUCCUGGGGGAGACCACCAUGUGAUCAAGGUGGAGCUGAAGGGGCCCGAGAACACGCUGCGGGUGCGCCAGGUCAAGGUGCUGGGCUGGAAGGCUGGCGAGAGCAUCAAGAUUGCGGGGCAGAUCUCGGCCAGCGUGGCCCAGCAGAAGAACUGCGAGGCCGAGACACUCCGCGUUUUCCGCCUCAUCACCUCACAGGUAUUUGGGAAGCUAAUCUGCGGAGAUGCUGAGCCCACCCCUGAAAAGGAGGAGAAGAACCUGCUGUCAUCACCAGAGGGGGAGGACAAGGCGCCGUCAGACGCAGACCUGAAGGAACACAUGGUGGGCAUCAUUUUCAGCCGGAGCAAGCUGACCAACCUGCAGAAACAGGUGUGCGCCCACAUCGUCCAGGCCAUCCGCAUGGAGGCGACCCGGGUGCGCGAGGAGUGGGAGCAUGCCAUCUCCAGCAAGGAAAACGCCAACUCGCAGCCCAGCGACGACGCCGCCUCCUCGGACACCUCCUCGGACGCCUACUGCUUCGAGCUGCUCUCCAUGGUGCUGGCGCUGAGCGGCUCCAACGUAGGCCGCCAGUACCUGGCCCAGCAGCUGACACUGAUGCAGGACCUGUUCUCGCUGCUGCACACGGCCUCGCCCCGUAUCCAGAGACAGGUGACCUCUCUCCUCCGUCGUGUCCUCCCAGAGGUGACACCCGUGCGCCUGGCCAGCAUCAUCGGCAUCAAGGCCCUGCCGCCUGCCGAUAUCAGUGACAUCAUCCACUCGACCGAGAAGGGUGACUGGAACAAGCUUGGCAUCCUGGACAUGUUCCUGGGCUGCAUCGCCAAGGCACUCACCGUGCAACUCAAGGCCAAGGGAACCACCAUUGCUGGCACGGCGGGCAUGGCGGCAGGCAAGGGCAUCACUACUGUCACGCUGCCCUUGAUCUUCAACUCCAGCUACAUUCGCCGGGGGGAGAGCCACUGGUGGAUGAAGGGAUCCACUCCCCCUCAAAUCGCUGAGAUUAUCAUCAAGCUGGUCAAAGACAUGGCUGCCGGACACCUGUCGGACGCCUGGUCUCGGGUGACGAAGAACGCCAUCGCUGAGACCAUCAUGGCUCUCACCAAGAUGGAAGAGGAGCAUCGCUCGCCAGUCCGUUGCAUCGCCACCACCCGGUUGUGGCUUGCUCUGGCCUCUCUGUGUGUGCUGGACCAGGAUCAUGUGGACAGGCUGUCCUCAGGCCGCUGGAUGGGCAAAGACGGACAGCAGAAACAGAUGCCCAUGUGCGAUAACCAUGACGACGGCGAGACAGCAGCCAUCAUCCUGUGUAACAUGUGUGGUAACCUGUGUACCGACUGUGACCGCUUCCUCCACCUGCACCGACGCACUCGCUCCCAUCAGAGACAGGUGUUUAAGGAGGAGGAGGAGGCAAUCAAGGUGGACCUCCACGAGGGCUGUGGGAGAACAAAGCUCUUCUGGCUCAUGGCUCUGGCCGACUCCAAGACCAUGAAGGCCAUGGUGGAGUUCAGGGAGCACACGGGGAAUCCAGCCUCCUGCAGCUCAGACGCCUGCAGGUUCUGUGGCACCAGGAACGGCACCGAGCUCUCGGCUGUGGGCAGUGUCUGCUCUGACCCAGACUGCCAGGAGUAUGCCAAGGUGGCGUGCAGUAAGACCCAAGCAUGCGGCCACCUCUGUGGCGGGGUGAGGAAUGAGAAGAGCUGCCUGCCCUGUCUGCACGGCUGCAACAAGAGCACAGGCUGCCUGAAGCAGGACGCCGACGACAUGUGCAUGAUCUGCUUCACUGAGGCGCUCUCUGCCGCUCCCGCUGUCCAGCUGGACUGCGGUCACGUGUUCCACCUCCAGUGUACCCGUCGUGUUCUGGAGAACCGUUGGCUCGGGCCCAGGAUCACCUUCGGCUUCAUGUCCUGCCCCAUUUGCAAGAACAAGAUCAACCACUCGGUCAUCAAGGACCUGCUGGACCCUAUCAAGGAGCUGUUUGAGGACGUACGGAGGAAGGCUCUGAUGAGGAUGGAGUACGAGGGGCUGCACAAGAGCGAGGCCAUCACCACGCCCGGUGCCCGCUUCCACAACGACCCGGCCGGCUUCGCAAUGAAUCGAUACGCCUACUACGUCUGCUACAAGUGCCAAAAGGCGUACUUUGGGGGAGAGGCGCGCUGUGAUGCGGAGGCAGGACAAGGAGACGACUACGACCCCAGCGAGUUGAUCUGUGGAGCAUGCUCAGAUGUGUCCAGGGCACAGAUGUGUUCCAAGCACGGGACAGACUUUCUGGAGUACAAAUGCCGGUACUGCUGCUCGGUGGCUGUGUUCUUCUGCUUCGGCACCACUCACUUCUGUAACGCCUGCCACGAUGACUUCCAAAGGAUGACCAGCRUGCCCAAGGAGGAGCUGCCUCACUGUCCUGCAGGUCCGAAAGGCAAGCAGUUGGAGGGGACAGAGUGCCCCUUACACGUGGUUCACCCACCCACCGGCGAGGAGUUUGCCCUGGGCUGUGGAGUGUGCAGGAACGCCCAUAGCUUCUAAAAACACCCAGGUCUGAAAACUGAGAGACACGUACCGAACACUUCUCCUACUGGGACUGCAGGAUGUUGGCUGCAGCCUGAGCCCAGCCUGUCAAGUAUCUCCUCGUGUUGGCUUUCAUGUUGUCAGAUGGCCCUGGACACUGGAUCAGGCUUUCUACCUUACCCAAGAGUCCCAAGUUGUGCUCUUCUACCUACCAACCAGAGUCUUCGAGGCAACUACAAAACACACAAAGAGAGUUGUCUCUCUAUGUGCAUUCCAGAGGAAACUCUAAUAUAAUAAUGAAACUUGUGUCCUGUUUGCAUGUGGCCGUUGUAACCCCUUGGCUUCCAUAGAAGUUGCACACCUCCCGAUCACUGAAGUGUAACAAUGUAUUGAAUAUAGUUUUUUUUGCUUAAGGCAAUUAGGAUGAACUUGGGAUAUAUACAUGAAAAAAGAUGAGACGGGCUGUAAUUUCCAGCUUCCUAACAAUGAAUUCAAAAUAUUGUUGUAUGUCAACAGACUUUUUUGUAAUCCUGUACAUUAUUAUUAUGUCGAGUGCAUCAUGGGUUGACAGACCAAAAACAUUAAGUGAAUAAUUCUGAUAAGGUGGUGAAAAAGACUUAAGAAUAUGGUUUGGAGCAAAAUAGUGUGCAGUUGAUCUAAUCUUGUAUAUAAUGAUGUAUUCUGAAGUUGCUGCUCUACACUUCAAUUUUGUUUGAUAUUCUGGUUUAUGUUUUGAGCCAGAACUUUUAAUGAAGUGCAAUACUGGGUGUGCCUCCUAUCUUGCAGCUGUUUAUCCUAUGGAAUGUAUGUCAAUAAAAGCCACUGUACAUUUUUAUACGGCGAUAAACAGUCGUAUUCCCCCAAUUCAAAAUGUCAGAUCACUUCUGUUCUCUGAAAAUGAUAAGGAGCCCAGCGUCUGCAGUGUAUGAAGGUCGAUUGAUGUGAACACUUUUUUCUGCUCCACAAUCAGAAAAAUUACGCUGCGGUAAAACCCUUUUUUCUGUGUUUCUUUUUAACAACUCAGAAGGUGAGUAUCCUGUAGGCUACCAUUCUAUUGUAAAUGUGCGGUAACUCAACGUGUUGGGGGGCCAGUCUUCAGAACCAAAUGGUAAAAAGAAUUGUGAAUCCGUGAUGCUUUUCCAUCAGUAGGAGGCAGGGGGGACAUGGGGGUCUGGGUAUGGGGGUCUGAGAAAAAACAAACAGCUGUUAUAAAAGCGUAUUACUUGUAAUAUCUGUGGUGAAUGGAUUUGAAUGGAAAUAAACCAGGUUCUCUGUUUCGCAAGGUA